AUGGGCACCUCCAUCAGGAUGGCCGAUUCCGAGCCGGACCGUGAUGGCGAGUUCGAACGCUUUGUCGCUACGUUUCAAAACCUAUCUUCUUCCCUCACGUCACCAGAAACAGGCCACUCUGUCUCGAAAACUACAGCCACGCCGAGUCCAUCCACCUAUGACCCAGACUACGAAUUCGAUGGUUUUGCAGCCACGCGACGAAUGCGGAAUAUCUCGGUUAAUCUGCAGCUCGUUUCCGAUCGUCCCGUUCAAGCCAAACAGGCGGCAGUGGAGGUGCCUCCGAAGUUCCCAGUUCUUGCCGCUGCCACUGAUUUCGACGGGCCUACCUUCGCUGCAGCCGCCGGUGUCGAUGGGCCUUCCUUCAGUGCUGCCUUCGGUGCUGCCACCGGUGUCAUCGGGCCUUCCUUCGCUGCUUCCACCGCUGUCAUUGGGCCUUCCUUCGGUGCUGCCUUCGGUGCUGCCACCGGUGUCGACGGGCCUUCCUUCGGAUCUAUUCAAGGCCCUAGUCUCUCACCGACUAAGGGACCUGCACUUUCGCUGUCUACUGCUUCUAAAGGACCUGCAUUUGUGCCGCCCGCCGGUCCCAGUAUCGAAGGUUUAGCCACGCAGAACGGUCGCUUUCGGUUCAAGAUUUCCCCUGUCGUGGGUACCGGCCUCAAAGCGAAGCCAGCCAAUCAUGCAGCCAAGAAGGUCAUCGACAAGGGCAAGGUCUUUAGCUUAGAGCCUACAGAUGAUGAAAUUGCCGAAAUCAAUCCUAUCAUCAAUUUUGCGCAACUAGCCAUGUCGGCCGGACAUCCGUCUUCCUCCAACCUGCGGAUUCCUGCUGGGGAUCUCAAGACGGCCAGGCCAGAUACCGAAGAGACAGAGCCUGCUGUCCAGCCAGAGCCAGCCCGCGAUGAGAUUGAGAUGUCGGCCUCAAGAACCCCCUCCUAUCCGCCCAUCUCCAACUUGGUUGGCCCAGCCGAAGAUCUAUUCAAGAAAUCCGCAAUGUUUGAUCCUCAACUUCACGGCGCGUAUUCGCUCCGUCCAGAAAAUGAAGCCUACGAUGAAUCGGCCGACAUCAGCGAUGACCCUGGAGCUACGUCGGAUGAUGGUCUUCACUCCAACCAGACGCCCGCUCUCACAGAUGGUUACUAUGAGAAUCUCCAGGACUGGAUUGACCCGAGUACCUAUGAUGUUCCUCCCACCGAGAUGAUUUACCACCCCCAGCUCAACAUCAUGGCUUGGUCGGUCAACGACUGGAACAACGACAUCCCGUGGCUGAUCGAACGUCACGGCCGUGCCAAGAAGACCCUCGCCGAGCUGCGGUUCGCCCACGCGCGCAGAAUCAGCGAAGAGCGUACGAACUACAGCUACCUCGACCCGACCGCCAUCUUCGCCAAGGAGAGGGAGAUCCACAUCCAGAUAACGGAAUUCAAUAGUUGGGAUGCUGGAUUGGCCAUCGGCUGGGGCUGGAUCCUGCAGAGGCUUGAGCAGCAGCAGCAGGCCCGGUUGGCCUUGGCCGACGGCAACAUGGACGACGGUGAUUACAUCGAAGACCACGAGAACUAA
Tricharina praecox is the source of this 1551-nucleotide messenger RNA. RefSeq lists its product as uncharacterized. NCBI's taxonomy places the organism in Eukaryota, Fungi, Ascomycota, Pezizomycetes, Pezizales, Pyronemataceae. Bases 1 to 1551 code for a protein of 516 amino acids. The record is from RefSeq and is a predicted model, not a curated record. The transcript has 6 exons.